UAAUUUUUUAUUUUUUUUUUGUUCUCAGUCAUCCCAAGGUGGUCUCACUCACAAUGGAUCUCAGUCUGAAGAUGUUCUUCGUACUUCAGAAAAUGAGGAUGAUGAAGAUUCCACUUCGGAGGAAGACGAGGAUGAUAAAUUCGACGAUGACAAAGGAGAUGAUCAUCAUGACGAUGAAACUGAUGAUGAUGAUGAUGAUCUGGGUGGAGAUGGUGUUGGUGCUGGUCAGGAUGAGGCUCACACGGGCGAUGUUCGUAACGAUGAGGGUGUUGUUGUCCCCGAGGUUGUUUCGAGGGAUGAUGAUACCGGCAAGGUGGAUGAUGCCAAGAAUUCUGACCCUGUGGAACCUAUUGCAGAGAUCAAACAGGUGUAUUUCUUGUUUGGACAUCAUUUUUGUUUGUGCUUUUUUGUGUGUAUUUCUGUGUUUUGUGUUUGUUGUAAUAGUUUUUUACUGUUUUUUUUGUUAUCAGCCUGAACAGUCUCAAGGUGGGGAGGAGAACAUUGAUGUUGAUGCAACAAUUGCAUCUGCUGUUAAAGCUGUGGAGAAUUUGGUUUGUGUUUCUGUUUUUGUUCCUUUGUAAUUUGUAUUUAUUUGGUAUUCUAUUGUUGUUUUUAUGGUGUUUUUAUUGUACUGUUUGAAAUUUAAAAAUAAGUCUUUUUAUUUAUCCUUUCUCUUUUUUAGAUUGGUUCCUCAACUCAUGCCCCUGCUCCUGUUGAGACUUCUGAGAAGACUGAUCUUGAAAUGGUUAUUUUUCAAGAGACUCCUAUUUUACGUCCUCAAAAGAGGGAUCGGAAGAAAGGAGCUGUUUUGAAAUCCCCAUUCAUUGAGCUUGCUUCUGGUGCAUCUAAAUCAGGUUCAUCCUCGGUUUCUCCUGAUGAUUCUGUGUAUAAGGUCGUUAAAUAUGUGCGUGGUUUGUGCCCGUUGGACAACAAGAUUGGUGAACCUGUCGAUCCGCAAUUGGAAGCUGAGUUUGUCAAGUGGGUUGAUACAAGUCUUAGAAAGCAUAAAUCUAAGUAAGUAUUUUUGUAGGUGUUUUCAGUUGUAUAUCUGUUAUCGUUUUCUAUUUAUUUUUUAUUUUUUCAUUCGUGUUUUGAUAUUUUUUUAUUUGUUUUUUUUAGCACAACAACUAAUGUGUAUUGUAAGGGUAAGGACACUAUAUUUCCGCCAUUUCGUUUUGGUGUUGAGGACAUCAGCAACAAGAUGUGGUUUCACAACCUUGCCUACCCUAAUUGUUUCCUUACCAAUUCUCACAUUGACAUCAUUUUCUAUUAUCUUCGUAAGAAAAUAAUGUACUCAGCCGAGCCGAAAAUCAAAGUCACCACAACUGAUUGCCUCUUUUGUUCUAGCAUAACAACUUUGUAUGAGAGGUUUGUUGAGAAAAACAACGAUAUAUCAGUGUUGUCUCUUUCUCACAAUGUGGCCCAGUACAUUCAAGGUGGUAAGAUAUUAUGUGCCACUCCUUGGCAUUUGGUUGAUCAUGUUGUUAUGCCUAUCAAUGUAAAAUUACAGGAUCAUUGGAUUUGUGGUCGUCUUAACAUAGUUGACAGGCGCAUAUAUCUGUACAAUUCAUGGCGUUCUGGGAGGUAUAUGACUGCUGCCAAAGAGGCUUGCAAGCCUUUCUCUGUUAUUUUACCAUAUUACUUCUCUAUGUUAGACUUCAAAGGCCUUCGCAACGAAACUAAGUUUAGCACUAUGGAACCGUUCCCUAUUGUUGCUGUUGAUGGUUUACCCGAGCAGGUCACAGCUGAUUGUGGUGUUUUUGUUGCAUCAUUUGCUGAGUAUUUCAUUGAUGGCAAACCCAUCCCAUCCUCUGAUUUUGAUGUGGAAAUUCACCGCGAUCGUUUGGCUGCGUUAUUUUAUCAAUAUGGGAUGAAGAAGCAAACUGAGAACAUUGAAAGUGAAUCCGAGGCCCCUCCCAGCCUUCCCAAGAAGUGAUUUGUUUUUUCAAUCAGACUGUCAUUGUUCUUAUAGUUUUUUAAUGUUGUUUUAAUGUUUUUCAUGUUGUUUUUCGUAAACAAACAUUGGUGUUCUGUUGUUUUUCCUUACGUUUUGUGUGGACAAUAUGUAAUCUUUUAUUUUUGUAUGUUUUUUCUUAUUAUUUUUAUGUACAAACAAGUUGGUAUGUUAAAGUUGUUUGUUUUUUCA
This is a messenger RNA of Cannabis sativa, 2146 nucleotides long. RefSeq lists its product as uncharacterized. The record is from RefSeq and is a predicted model, not a curated record. Gene Ontology annotation, biological process: proteolysis. Gene Ontology annotation, molecular function: cysteine-type peptidase activity. The transcript has 3 exons. Bases 1202 to 1936 code for a protein of 244 amino acids. Lineage: Eukaryota; Viridiplantae; Streptophyta; Magnoliopsida; Rosales; Cannabaceae.